Messenger RNA from Quercus lobata, 1621 nucleotides. RefSeq names its product homogentisate phytyltransferase 1, chloroplastic-like. NCBI's taxonomy places the organism in Eukaryota, Viridiplantae, Streptophyta, Magnoliopsida, Fagales, Fagaceae. The coding region runs from base 150 to 1412 and encodes 420 amino acids. The transcript has 13 exons. Gene Ontology annotation, molecular function: prenyltransferase activity. The record is from RefSeq and is a predicted model, not a curated record. Gene Ontology annotation, cellular component: membrane.
UUUAGCCAGAGUUGAAUAUGUCCUCAAACCAUUGGUAACCAAGGAAACUCAUCCUUCAUUGCCACCUGCUUAGCAUCUUUCAAUUAUAAACGCAAUUGGCUCGAGAAGUUUUUGGUGAUCCCAUUGCAGUGAGAGAGAGAGAGAGAAGCAUGAUUCGCACUAAUGCAUCUUCUUGUUUCACUGCUUCGCAAUACCCAAUUUUAGAACAAGAUGUGCUGCAGAGAAAAAUAUGGUCCUCGAAAACCCAAACAAGAGGUUGUGUUAUUCCUCUUCAGGUGGUAUCAGUGAAGCAACUAAGAAGCAAAUCCAUCAUAUGCCAACAGAAGAAAUGUUUCAGAUGUUCUUCCACAAGAUUUUCUUCUUUGACAGAUGAUAGUAAAAACCAUGAGAGUAUAACAACCAUCAGAAGUCAUGUCAUAACCAAGAAAUACCAACUUGGUGCCACAUAUAAACAUGAAUAUGCAUCUAAACCUGAGGAUGAUUAUUCGACGAGCUUUCUUAAUGUUCUAUCUAAGCAAUUAGAAGCUUUCUACUUGUUUUCACGUCCUCACACUGUAAUUGGCACCGUUAUAGGGAUAGUAUCAGUUUCUCUUCUUCCAGUAGAAACCGUUGCUGAUCUGACUCCUACAUUUUUUAUGGGUUUAUUGAAGGCAUUGGUACCCUCCAUAUUGAUGAACAUUUACAUUGUCGGUUUGAAUCAAUUGUUCGAUGUUGAAAUAGACAAGGUUAACAAACCUGAUCUCCCUGUGGCUUCUGGUGCCUUCUCAAUGAGUACUGGAAUCACAAUUGUUACUGCAUCUUUAUUGAUGAGUUUUGCUAUGGGAAUCAUUUUUAAAUCACCACCACUUUUUGCUUCACUUCUAGUGGGUUUUCUGCUUGGAAGUGCAUAUUCCAUUGAUCUACCCUUUCUCAGGUGGAAGAGAAACGCAGUUCUUGCCGCAACUUGCAUCCUCAUUGUGAGGGCUGUUGUUGUUCAACUCGCUUACUUUUUACACACGCAGAACUAUGUGCUUGGUAGACCAGUCAUGAUAACAAAAUCAUUGGUAUUUGCUGCGGCUUUCAUGUGCUUCUUCUCUGCUGUCAUUGCAUUAUUCAAGGACAUACCGGAUGUGGAUGGUGAUAAAGAGUUUGGAAUUCAAUCAUUCAGCGUUAGACUUGGUCAAGAAAGGGUAUUUUGGCUUUGUGUUAAUAUGUUAACAUUGGCAUAUGGGGCUGCUGUGGUGAUAGGUGCUUCUUCUUCAUUCCUUCCAAGCAAGCUAGUUACGAUAUUAGGACACUUGGCACUUGCUUCUUCCCUCUUGGUUCAAGCUCAAUCAGUUGAUCUUGCCAGUAAAGCCUCAGUGACUUCUUUUUACAUGUUCAUAUGGAAGUUGUUCUAUGCCGAGUACUUCCUCAUUCCUUUUGUACGCUGAGAAGAAAAUUAAGGGUCACUUGCUAAAACAAAAGUAAUGCCACAUUUUCACAUUUUCAGAUUUGUCCAACUUGGGAGCGAUUUGGAGAGUUACUAGGCAACAAUAUCUGCCUAAUCGGUCUUCCUGCAAAUGACAUUUUCAGAUUUGGUUUUUUUUUUCCCCAAGUUUUUUGGUUAUGUUGUGACCUAUUCGAAUAAAGACAUGUCAUA